This is a messenger RNA of Tigriopus californicus, 2547 nucleotides long. Its product is annotated as solute carrier family 35 member F4-like. The record is from RefSeq and is a predicted model, not a curated record. NCBI's taxonomy places the organism in Eukaryota, Metazoa, Arthropoda, Copepoda, Harpacticoida, Harpacticidae.
GUAUAUGGUGGAAGUUCUGUGAUGGGUUCAAUCACGCAACGAUAAGACAUCAAUUUUGGAUGCUGGGAAGGAAGAGUAUCAAGGCCAAUGGGGUCGACCCUCUCUCUCGCUCGUUUCCAUCCAAAGUGACAGAAUCUUCCUGAAAGUGAUACUUCAGGAAUACCAAGUGAGCAAUACUAGGCUCCAAGACGCCCUUUAAGAGCACAUCCGACCACCCAAGAGGAAUAUGAUGUUCCUGACAAGAGCGUUAGCUUAAAAACAAAACUUGAAGUGUCUCUUGGCUAUGGAGAUGAAGAUUUCCAGCAAAAGUGGAGGGACAAAGAGUGGGGCCCCAAACAGUGCCAACAGUGCAACGAGUGAAGGAGGAAUGUACGGACCAACGACCAAGAAUAAGCAAACCAAACAAGGUCCGGUCAGGACGAUUGUCUCCCCACCUCCAGUAGACAAUCCUGACCGGAAUGAAAAGAAGAUCAAUGUUCGUAAUCUUUUGGCAGCUGCGGCCACUCGUCAUCAGCCCGGGAAUCAGUCUCCCUCGAGGGUCAGUGUCACCAACGCCUUCGCCACCCAAACCUCUAAGAAUUCAGGGUCGAGCGCAAGGCCCUCCAGUGCUGUAUCGGAUCUUUUUCCCGAAUAUCAGAUCUCGAAUUCCGAUCGAUCCCGGAACAAUUCGCUUUCGCCUUCCACGGGAAUGCCUGUGAUCAGUCGAAAUGGCAGUGUGGCCUCGGCCUAUGGGUGCUUUAGCCUCCAAGUUCCCACCACUAACGGUGACCACAGCCCCUCCAGUGGCGGAGGCCAUUCAAUUUUGAACGGAGAUCUCCGUGGAUUGGAAUCCGGCUUCUCCAUGAACAGAUCUACCUCUGGAAACAAUGCCGGAGGAGGACGAGGAGGCGUGGGCGGUGGUGGCGCAGGUUUGGGCGGGAAGCAACCAAACUUAACACAUUCAAGUUCGUCUCCCCAAGAAAAAUGGAAAAGUUUCACUAGUUGUGUAUCUGCCAAACUGUGCUCUAUUCCUCUCAAAAAACUCUUCUUUGGCAUCAUAUUGAUGAGCUUGGUGACCGGGUCUUGGGUCGGGGCCACUCAUCUUCUCAAGUCUACUUACACCAGUCUUCAUGAGGAGAUUAUAUUUGGACUGACUAAUCACUCCUGGGAAGGUCCAACCAACCUCACUACUCGUCACCAUCUACACUAUACAUUCGAUGCUCCUUUGUUCACCACGUGGUUCUGCUCCAUGGGAACCAUAUUCUUUCUGCCUUUCUACCUGUCUUGUCAGAUGUGUUGCCGUGGCAACCCUGGAAUUUCCAACCAGACAAUGGACACGCACUCAAAGGAUGGCAAUGUCAGAGCACGCACAACUCCUAAAAUAGGGCGCAAUGGGGUCGCCAUGUCCGGCGCAAACAGUGGGAACAUGGCAGACGGUGCCACCAUUCUGAGGCCCAAGCGAGUGGGCGUGGCGAUCAUUCUAAAAGAAAGUAUUCAAAAUCUCAGAGAGAAAGGGUUCACUUUCGGCAAGUUUGUUGGGCGUUGCAGCCUUUUCAGCCUUUUGUGGAUGCUCACUAAUUAUCUCUACAUUUACUCGUUGCGCAUUUUGGGCUGCACCGAGGUCAUGGCACUCUUCGCCACCAACAUCUGCUUCAUCUAUCUGCUCUCUUGGGUCGUUCUUCACGAGCAAUUUGUCGGCAUUCGAAUCGUGGCUGUGAUAUUAGGAAACACUGGAAUCGCUCUCUUGGCGUACAUGGACGGUAUCAAUCAAACCCCGACUUUGGGAGCGGUGGUCUUGGCAGCAGCCGCCUCUGCUGGAUCAGCCAUUUACAGGGUGCUCUUCAAGCGUGUAAUGGGAGAAGUGACGUUUUGCCAAGUGGCCAUUUUCUUUUCCAUGAUUGGGCUGUGCACAACCACUUUAUUUUGGCCCCUCAUGCUCACAUUGGCUCUGACUGGAGUGGAAACAUUAGAUUGGGACAAUCUACCAUGGUUUCCGCUUAUUGGUUCUCUCGUGCUUUCAUUAGUUGCCAAUCUCCUUGCCAAUUUUGGUAUUGUAGUCACCUACGAGACUUUCAUUACUUUAGGACUCAUCUUGGCCGUUCCUGCAUGUGCCGCAUUGGAUAUCCAUUGGUAUGGAGCCACUUUUGAUGGGAUGAAACUGGCCGGAAUUGUGAUGAUUUGCUUGGGUUUUCUGAUUGUAUUAUUUCCAUCAAAUUGGCCGAAUUGUAUCCAUUCAAUUAUACGAUUGGGUCGACGAGGACAAAAGAAUCGGGAAAUGGGUCGGAAACCUCUCCCCGAUUUGCGGACUGGACAUCUGGGAUCCAGGUUGCGGUCCCCAUCAGGUCGAGUGAAAUGAAAACCAAUAAAGAAUGUCAACAACUGUUCAAAUAAGAAGCAUAAUGAAUAUUAUAAACUCUAUCUGAAUUGUGCCUGAUACGUAAGGAGAUAUGUAAUAGUCAACCUAGAUGACUGUCACCAUGUAAUGAUCGGAUCAAGUUCAACGACAUCAAGACAUAAGACUUUAGCCCAAGGAAAAGCUAAGGAAUAAAGAGACUGAGGUUGAAGUGA